AUGUUUUUCGAGUGGCUGUCAAAGCAGAUGAUUCAUGAGGGGAUAAGCCAGUCAAUUUUGGUAAGUGGAGAGAGUGGAGCUGGCAAGACAGAAAGCACAAAAAUGCUUAUGCAAUAUCUUGCAUAUAUGGGAGGGCGAGCUGCAGCUGAGGGAAGGAGUGUAGAGCAGCAAGUCCUUGAGUCAAAUCCAGUUUUAGAAGCCUUCGGUAAUGCUAAGACAGUCAGAAACAACAACUCAAGUCGUUUUGGUAAGUUUGUGGAGCUCCAGUUUGAUAAAAGGGGGAGGAUCUCCGGUGCUGCGAUCAGAACAUAUCUGCUGGAACGAUCCCGUGUUUGUCAAGUUUCUGAUCCUGAGAGAAAUUAUCACUGCUUCUAUUUGCUUUGUGCUGCACCACCUCAGGAUGUUGAAAAAUAUAAAGUAGGGAACCCAAGGACAUUUCACUAUCUGAACCAAUCAAAUUUUUUUGAACUAUCUGGAGUGGAUGAGUCAGAGGAAUACCUGGCAACGAGGAGGGCCAUGGAUAUUGUUGGGAUCAGUCACGAUGAGCAGGAUGCUAUUUUUAGAGUAGUGGCUGCAAUUCUUCACUUGGGGAACAUUGAAUUUGCAAAGGGAACAGAAACUGAUGCUUCAGAACCUAAGGAUGAUAAGUCUCGGUUCCAUCUAAAGAUUGCAGCUGAACUAUUCAUGUGUGAUGAGAAGUCCCUUGAGGACUCCAUGUGCAAACGUGUCAUGGUAACUCGUGAUGAGACCAUUACAAAGUCCCUUGAUCCAGAAGCUGCAGCUCUAAGUAGAGAUGCUUUAGCCAAGAUAGUCUACUCAAGAUUGUUUGAUUGGAUAGUGAACAAGAUCAAUAACUCUAUUGGCCAAGAUCCUGAUUCAUCUUUAUCAAUUGGUGUUCUAGAUAUUUAUGGAUUUGAGAGUUUCAAGACAAACAGGUGCUUAACUGGUAUGCUUUUGUUUUCAUCAUUCACAUAGGUUAAGUUCUUAACUUCUUGCAGAGUUCUGGAUGAAAGUUCUGUUCUGCCAAUGUGGAUUUUUUGGAAUUGAAUG
Molecule: messenger RNA, 1050 nt
Organism: Lycium barbarum (goji berry)
Lineage: Eukaryota; Viridiplantae; Streptophyta; Magnoliopsida; Solanales; Solanaceae
Product: myosin-7-like
Exons: 8
Coding region: 1-975 (324 amino acids)
Biological process (GO): actin filament organization; vesicle transport along actin filament
Cellular component (GO): actin cytoskeleton; myosin complex; vesicle
Molecular function (GO): microfilament motor activity; ATP binding; actin filament binding
Source: RefSeq, a predicted model, not a curated record